AUGGGUCUAAACAUUGUCAUUUUCAGUCUCUUUGUUUCAGCUACACUUCUUCUUGUGUCAUCAGGUCAUGCUGCUGAUGAUAGCGAGAGAAAGGCUUAUAUCGUUUAUAUGGGAAAUGCUUUGGAAAGCAAAAGUCUAGCCGUGGAGCAUCACCAUAGCUUGCUUUCUGGAGUUACUCAAGAUGAGGAAGUUGCUCGACAGUCCAUAAUUCACAGCUAUGGGAAAAGUUUCAAUGGAUUUGCUGCAUAUUUGACGCCAGAUGAAGCUGCAAGACUACAAGAGAAUGAAAAUGUGGUUUCCGUGUUUCCAAACAGUUUCAGACAGCUUCAAACAACAAGAUCAUGGGAUUUUCUAGGCAUGCCUUUAUCUGUUAAAAGAAAUACCCCAAAAGAGAGUGAUGUAAUUGUUGGUGUGCUAGACACAGGAAUUUAUAUUGAUGCUCCAAGCUUUGAUGACAAAGGAUUUGGACCACCUCCAUCAAAAUGGAAAGGCGUCUGCCAGACAGGAGGCAACUUUACUGGCUGCAACAACAAGGUUAUAGGAGCAAGAGCUUAUAGCAUUGGGGAAGCUACCAAUGUAUCAGCUGCUGAUGACGUAGGCCAUGGUUCUCACACUGCGUCGAUAGUAGCAGGCGUUCCGGUAAAGGAUGCAAGUCUCUAUGGUAUAGGACAAGGCACAGUACGAGGAGGGGUUCCCUCAGCACGCAUUGCUGUCUAUAGGAUCUGUAAUGAUAUUGGCUGUAGCGAUAUUAAGAUCCUUGCUGCAUUUGAUGAUGCCAUUGACGAUGGUGUUGACAUAAUAUCAAUGUCCGUUGGUGGGUCCGCCAGAGAUUAUCACUCUGACUCGAUCGCAAUUGGUUCGUUUCAUGCCAUGAAGAAAGGUGUCUUGACAAGCUGUGCCGCGGGAAACGAUGGGCCGGAUUUGGCUAGCUUAGCUAAUGGGGCUCCUUGGAUUUUGACUGUUGGUGCUACUGCUACGGACAGAUUGUUUAAGACCCCAAUUGAAAUUGGCAAGGACAUGAAAACUUUGGGAGUUUCUUUGAAUACCUUCAACCUCGAGAAAAUGUACCCUUUAACUAGUGGAGCAAAAGCAGCAAAAGCGAAUAAAAAAGACACUUACUGUUCAUGUGAAGCUAGUCUUUUAGAUGCAAACAAGGUCAAGGGAAAAAUAGUGUACUGCGAUGGAGGACUCCAGGAUUCUAUAAUCAAGGAUUUGGGCGGAAUAGGUGCAGUCAUGAGUUGCUCACCUAACAGUUUAAUCGGUGGAACUUCCUACGUUCUUCCCGGCGCAUGUGUGAGUAGAGAUACAGCACUCCAGAUUUUACAAUAUCUCAACUCAACCAAAAAUCCUCAGGGUGUGAUACACAAGACAAUACCAGUCGAUACUACUGCACCUUUUGCGGCUUCCUUUUCAUCUAGAGGGCCUUACUAUACGUCCCUCUCUUUCUUAAAGCCGGAUAUUGUUGCACCUGGAGUUGAUAUCCUAGCUGCUUACUCGAAACUCAAGUCUGUCACCGGGUCUGAAGGCGACGAUCGUUUCAAUGCGUUCAAUAUUAUGUCUGGAACAUCAAUGGCUUGCCCGCAUGCUAGUGCAGCUGCUGCCUAUGUCAAGUCAUUCCAUCCUGAAUGGUCUAUCAGUGCAAUCAAAUCUGCUCUGAUGACAACAGCAUCUGAAAUGAAAGUUGGAGACAAAUUUGUUGAGUUUGCCUAUGGAUCUGGCCAAAUUGAUCCUCAAAGGGCUGUUGAUCCUGGCUUGGUAUAUGAACUGUCCGAAAUUGACUACAUCCGGUACUUAUGCAAGGAAGGCUACUCGGGAACACGUCUAGGGUUGAUCAUCGAUGAAGAUGUUAAUUGCAAAAGCAUCCCCAAGUUUGGAGGCCAAGAUGUUCUAAACUACCCAUCCAUGGCUUUGGUGCAUGAGGACCCUGCGCCAAAUAUUUCAGCUGUUUUCAAUCGAAUUGUUACAAAUGUAGGAGAUGGAAAUUCUACAUACAAGGCAAUCGUGAAGGGGCCGGCGGGUCUCAACAUCACGGUUUCCCCUGACACGCUAGUGUUUAAUAAAGUGAAUGAGCGGAAAUCUUUUACAGUUGAGUUGAAAGGGCCACCAUUAAAGGGUAAUUUUACUAUUUUAUCAGCAUCCCUGGAAUGGACUGACUCGGUUCGCAGGGUGAGGAGCCCCAUCGUCAUUUAUUCUAACUCCUUGAUAGUACGCAAGGAUGACUACCCCUGA
Messenger RNA from Theobroma cacao (cacao), 2229 nucleotides. RefSeq names its product subtilisin-like protease SBT4.15. Gene Ontology annotation, molecular function: serine-type endopeptidase activity. Gene Ontology annotation, biological process: proteolysis. NCBI's taxonomy places the organism in Eukaryota, Viridiplantae, Streptophyta, Magnoliopsida, Malvales, Malvaceae. The record is from RefSeq and is a predicted model, not a curated record.